Adineta ricciae is the source of this 1593-nucleotide messenger RNA. Lineage: Eukaryota; Metazoa; Rotifera; Eurotatoria; Adinetida; Adinetidae. The record is from the annotation of a GenBank genome assembly.
AUGCAAUACAGUCUUCAACAGCAAUUAUCGUCAUCAUCAUCACCGUCAUCACAUUCUUAUUUUGCUCCCAUUCCAACACCUUCAUCAAUGCAAUAUGCAACCAUCUAUCCAACGACGACUCCGACUUCGAUCUCUCUUUCAUCAACACCAAAUAAAAAACUAUUAUCACAACAACAAUCAACACAAUUUCAGCCAUCGCUUCAAUUAGCACCUAUUCUGGCAACAAAUUCCUCCUACAUGUCGCCAAAUGCCUCACCCACAGCUUACAUGUCUCGAGACUCAGCUUCGCCAUCGUCCGAUCUCAGAGAUACAGAUACAGUGAAAUUAUUCAUUGGACAAAUACCACGACAUUUAGAAGAAAACGAUCUCCGACCAAUCUUUGAAGAGUUCGGACAAAUUUAUGAAUUAACUGUAUUAAAAGAUAGAUUUACUGGCAUGCAUCGUGUCUACGCCAGUUGGAGAGCGCUUCAGCGCGCGAUGAAAAGAAAAUAUCGUGACAACAGCAUUGAUACGUCUCCUUCUACUUCUUCGGAAUCUUCAACGGCAAUCAUGAGUCGUCCCAUCCAAGUCAAGCCAGCUGAUAGCGAAUCACGAACAGUACUACUACCGGCAUGUCUGACGUUAACAUCAGCAUCAGCCAAACUCGAUGUGAGUUAUGGUGAUAGUAAAGGUUGUGCAUUUGUGAAAUUUUCUACUCAUAAUGAAGCUCAACAAGCCAUACAAAAUGUUCAUGGAAGUCAAACCUUUCCAGGUGCAUCGUCGUCAAUUGUUGUUAAAUUCGCUGAUACAGAAAAAGAACGACAAUUGAGACGUAUGCAGCAAUUAGCUGGCCCACUCGGACUGUUAUCCAAUCCAUUAGUACUACAGCAGAUUGCUGCUAACUUAAACUACCAAGGUUAUACACAAAUUCAGCAACAAGCUUUGUUAGCAUCAUCAAGCGGUGCACAUCCAACAGCUUAUACAACUAUUCCCGUUUUGGCAACAUCUGGUCAACCGAUGAGUAAUGGAACGAUGACACCAUCUACAGUCAAUGCAUCUCCUGUUAACAAUGGACCAGCAGCAAUAUAUCAAACAACUGUAUCUGCUCCGAACGGUCAACCAGCAGAAUUGUUCUCACCAGGCAUGCAGUACUCGACGGUGGUUGGUCCAACAAUUGAUACUGCAACUGGCCUGCAAAUCCAACAAGCUACAGCUUAUACUACUUUACCUGCUCAAUAUCCAAUUUAUGCUCCCACAGCUAUUUAUUCUCAUUUACCGACAACAACACUGAUUCCAAGUGCAUUAGCCUCACCUGGAAAAGAAGCUCUACCACAGUUCUUUGGCCCUGACGGUUGCAAUCUUUUCAUCUAUCAUCUACCACAAGAGUUUGGUGACUCCGAACUUGCUUCAAUGUUUAUGCCAUUUGGCAAUGUUAUUUCGGCCAAAGUCUAUGUAGACCGUGCCACGAAUCAAUCUAAGUGUUUUGGUUUUGUUUCUUAUGAUAAUCCUCAAUGUGCUCAACAAGCCAUACAAUCGAUGAAUGGAUUCCAGAUUGGUAUGAAACGUUUGAAAGUUCAAUUAAAACGUCCAAAAGACUUAGCUAAACCAUAUUAA